GGAUCAGCACCAGCCUAUCUACAGCAUGGAGCGCGCGGCGCUGUGGAUCAGGACCACCGAAAGCAGCAGUGGCGGCGGCGCGGUGCCCAGCCUGGCUGAGGAUCUGCCGAAGCACGUCGCCUCCUUCCUCUACACUGGAGACUCCAAUGAACUCAGGCGUGCCAACUGCUCCAAAAGGUACGAGCUGAGCAGCUUGUCGGGGCUUUCUCCCAAAAUGACCCAUCAGUCGCUGAACAGCUCCGUGGAACUGCUGGUCCAUUCGACCAACUUUUUAAACAUGAUGUUGCAGAGCAAUAAUUCAAAGGAGCACCCUGCCCACAGGGACCUGGAGUGGUACAUGGCGCUGAUCAGGAGUGUUUUAGAAGGAGAGCCCGGCAUCCUGAGGUGUUCCAUCACUGUCAACGUGGAGCCACAUUCCCAUGUACCACAGGUGUUUCUGCAAGCUACCAGAGUGGAGGACAAGAUCCUACUGGAAGACUUGUCCUCCUCAACUCACCACUUGGCCAAUGCCAGCCAGGAAACUGACUGGUUCCACACCUUCAGACACAAGCAGAGGCCUCACCAUCACAAGAGGUCCACCAAUGGUGCUAAAACUUUGGAGGAAAGCUGGAGGAAGGGAACCAGCUACAUCACAGACAAAAGUCACGUCAAGUGGUCCGCUCCUUUUCUAGAAUGUGACCAAGGGAAGUACAAACCCAACUGGCUCUUAACACUCUCUACUGCAUUUUAUGGGCUUAAGCCAAACCUUGCACGGGAAUUCAGGGGAGUGCUUAAAGUGGACGUGAACUUGCAAAAAAUAGACAUUGACCAGUGCUCCAGUGACGGAUGGUUUUCGGGAACUCACAGGUGUCAGCAUAACAGUUCAAAGUGUAUGCCACAUAAGGGCCAUGGAUUUAUUCUCGGAGCCUACGAGUGCACUUGCAAGCCUGGAUUUUAUCAUCCUGACAUCUUUUCAGUGAAUGGCUUUCAAAGGCAGAGAGUGGAUAACCAUUUUUCUCGUGGAGAAAUAUCUGAAGAGGAAUAUAAGUGUCUGCCCUGCAGGGAAGGUUGUUCGUACUGCACGGGGGAUGCACCCUGCUAUGCUCAGGAGGACAAGUAUUUGCGGAUUGCUGUCAUCUCCUUCCAAGCCUUCUGCAUGCUGCUCAACUUCAUAAGCAUGCUAGUGGUCUACCAUUUCCGCAGAGCAAAGAGUGUUAGAGCAUCUGGACUCAUUCUUCUGGAAUCUAUUUUGUUUGGGUCACUUCUUCUUUACUUCCCAGUUGUGAUCUUAUACUUUGAACCAAGCAUAUUCCGAUGUAUGUUGCUCAGAUGGGUUCGACUGCUCGGCUAUGCUACAGUCUAUGGAACUGUAACACUGAAGCUGUACAGAGUUCUUAAGGUGUUCCUGUCUCGUACUGCCCAGCGAAUCCCUUACAUGACCAGCUGUAGGGUCAUGCGAAUGUUGUCGGUCAUCCUGUUAUUAGUGGUGUGGUUCCUGGUUGCCUGGACGUCUGCUGUAUUCCAGAACAUGGACCGAGACAUCCCCAUUAUUGUCAAGGGGGAAACUUCUGACCACCUUCUAUUUAACAUGUGUCUCAUAGAUCGAUGGGACUACAUGAUGGCAGUUGGUGAAUUUUUAUUUCUUCUUUGGGGUGUGUACCUCUGUUACGCGGUACGAACUGUCCCAUCUGCAUUCCACGAGCCGCGCUACAUGGCUGUUGCUGUUCACAAUGAGCUGAUUAUCUCAGCUAUUUUCCACACUAUUAGGUUUGUACUUGGAGCAAAACUUCAGCCAGACUGGAUGUUAAUGCUAUUUUUUGUCCACACUCAUCUGACUGUGACUGUUACAGUGGGGCUGUUGUUAAUACCUAAGUUUUCACACUCCCAUAACAUUCCAAGAGAUGACAUAGCAGCAGAAGCCUAUGAAGAUGAGCUAGACAUGGGGAGAUCUGGAUCCUAUCUGAACAGCAGUAUCACUUCGGCAUGGAGUGAGCAUAGCCUGGACCCUGAGGAUAUACGGGAUGAGCUAAAGAAACUGUACACUCAGUUAGAGAUCUACAAAAGGAAAAAGAUGAUUGCAAACAACCCUCAUCUUCAAAAAAAGAGGUGCUCCAAGAAAGGUUUGGGGCGAUCAAUUAUGAGAAGGAUAACAGAGAUCCCCGAAUCCGUUAGUCGUCAGUGUUCUAAAGAAGACAAAGAAGGUGGGGAUCACAGUAGCCCUAAAAAUAACAGCAGCAAGAAAAAUCACCAGGAUUCACAUGCUCAUAAUGCAAAAUUAAAGGAAGAGUCCACAAAACACAGGGGAUUUUCACUGAAAAAGUCUCAUAGCACCUACGAUCAUUUAAGAGGGCAGGAUGACAAACCCAAUGGACUUUCCACAGAAAAGGUUGACGUGUCUGAAAAUUCGAUACCGAAUUCUGUAAAUGGGAAAAAACUCAGUCACAGGGAGGCCGAAGAAUUAGAAGCCGUGUCUGCUGAAUCAGUGCCCUUGGUCUGCAAGUCUGCAAGCGCCCACAAUCUCACUCUAGAUAAGAAACCUUUGCAUCCAAGUUUAUCUGUCUUGCAAAAAUCCCUUAGUGCAAUUGCAAACUCUAAGGAUACAAAUUUAGGAUUAGGAGAAAAGACAAAAAGCUUGGAAGACUCUGAAAAAUAUAAAAAAAUGGAUUCUAAUGACAAGGAAGGCCAAAGAGGCAUGUCUUGUGGUGAUAAAGAGGAGAACAUAGAUCAGCAGCUACCAAAAACAUCAAGCCCUAUUGAGGAAACCCAAAAAAGUCACAAGCCUGGCAUAAUGAAGCAACAGGCAAUGAGUUUGUCGUUGGGGGAAGCUGAUAAAGCAAUAGGUGCUCUAGGAUUUAAGGACAAAUUUGAUAUAGAAGAAGUAUGCCCUUGGGAAAUGUAUGAUCUUACACCCACUGCUGUGCCUUCUGAAAACAAAGUACAAAAGCAUGUCUCCAUUGCUCCUUUGGACUCUGAAAAGAAUCACACAUCCCGCUCUAAAAGCAAAUCUCACAGUCGAUCUAAGACAACAGAACAAGGACAUCAUCAGUCGAAACAGAAAAGCCCAGGAAAAUCUGACCUAAAUAGAAGGGAUAGCCAAGAACAGGCCUUGAAAGACGAAAGUUACAAAAAACAUCAUCCUGGUGAUGGCGGAAUAACAGAUCAAGAAGCACUAAUGAAACAAAUAUCAUCUAGUUCACAAGAUAAAGAACACAGAAAGAAUAUUCCCAUCAUUGAAGGCAUACUACCACCUGUAGAUGGCCAUAUUAAUUCUAAUAACAAUUUGCCACAACCUUUAGCUCUUCGGGCCGAAGUGUGCCCAUGGGAUUUUGAAUCCCAGGAUGGAUUAAAUGUAAAAAAAGGUAAAUCUUCACCUACCAGCUCCGGUUUAAGUCCUUCAUCUCCAUCUGGAGACAUUCCAACAUCUCCUUCAAAAAAAAGAGGACUGGGAAUGCCAGCAAAAAAUUCUGCAACAUCUUCAAAAAAAGACGAAGGUCUUGAAAAAGAUAAAGGUCGAAAUAAAGGUCAUGAAAAAGAAUUGGACCCAAAAAGCUCAAAUGUUAAAAUGGACAAAUCCAAAAGUGCAGAGCUUUGCUCAGCACUCGGAGACCACAUGUUAGCUGUUCCAGUAAACAAAGGUAAAAGUACCUCAAACCAACAUGGCAUAGACAAGUGCAAAUUAGUCGAGGUAUGUCCUUGGGAAAACCUUUCUACUUCACAAUCAGAACAAGAUACUGAAGCCACUGACAGUAAACACAACAAAACAAUGCAAAAAUCAAAUAUGGUGGACAUAUGUCCCUGGGACUAUCAUGGCAAUGAUGACAAAGAAAAAUAA
Messenger RNA from Nanorana parkeri, 3811 nucleotides. It is a transcript of the gene GPR158, whose product is annotated as G protein-coupled receptor 158. The record is from RefSeq and is a predicted model, not a curated record. Gene Ontology annotation, molecular function: G protein-coupled receptor activity. NCBI's taxonomy places the organism in Eukaryota, Metazoa, Chordata, Amphibia, Anura, Dicroglossidae. Gene Ontology annotation, biological process: G protein-coupled receptor signaling pathway. Gene Ontology annotation, cellular component: membrane. The transcript has 11 exons. Bases 26 to 3811 code for a protein of 1261 amino acids.